GCUAAAUUUUAACAUUUUAAAAUUUGAGUGUUCAAACAUUACAAGAUUCUUAGUACUUGAGCCUGAUCACAAGACCAAACAUAGACAACAGUUUUAUCGACAUUCGUUUUCUGUCAUCAGGUGAUAGGGAUUGGGAGUAAAAUUCCUGAAAAAGGAUUUACGCUAAGAUUUAACUAAAUCGCCAUGUCUGGAAAAGAUAAAUUAGCUAUUUUCCCUUCCCGGGGUGCUCAAAUGUUAAUGAAGGGCCGAUUGGCUGGAGCACAGAAAGGCCAUGGUCUCCUGAAGAAGAAGGCUGAUGCUCUACAAGUCAGAUUUCGUUUGAUAUUGAGCAAAAUUAUUGAGACUAAAACCCUUAUGGGUGAAGUAAUGAAGGAGGCUGCGUUCUCUCUUGCUGAAGCCAAGUUCACAACAGGAGACUUCAACCAGGUUGUGCUACAAAAUGUCACCAAAGCUCAGAUUAAGAUUCGCUCCAAGAAGGACAAUGUUGCAGGUGUUACACUGCCGAUUUUCGAGUCAUACCAGGAUGGCUCCGAUACAUAUGAGUUGGCGGGUCUUGCCAGAGGCGGGCAGCAGCUGUCCAAGCUGAAGAAGAACUUCCAGAGUGCUGUGAAGCUGCUUGUCGAGCUCGCUUCCUUGCAGACAUCAUUUGUUACUCUUGAUGAGGUCAUUAAGAUUACCAACAGACGUGUCAAUGCUAUCGAGCAUGUGAUCAUCCCACGCCUGGAGCGUACGCUGGCGUACAUCAUUUCGGAGCUGGACGAGCUGGAGCGUGAGGAGUUCUACCGGCUGAAGAAGAUCCAGGAUAAGAAGAAGAUUAUCAAGGAUAAAGCGGAAGCUGCGAAGCAAGCUAUGCUGGGCGCGGGCAAGGAUGUAGGCGACAUCGCGAACUUGCUCGAUGAAGGUGAUGAAGAUUUGCUCUUCUAGAAACCGGACAUAGCUGUAAGCCGUAGAAGUCUGGAAAGCAGUCAAAGUUGGAACCAAUGUUUAUGCAAAUGUUUGAACCAACUUUGCCACUUGUAUUGUAAACAUUACCAACCUUUGAAGCAAUUUUUAUGAUAUUACAGUGUUCUGUACAUAAUUUGUUGACAUAGUUACUCAUGUUAAAAUAUAUCUUAUUGCGUAGUGGUUACGGUUUAAAA
Papilio polytes (common Mormon) is the source of this 1139-nucleotide messenger RNA. RefSeq names its product V-type proton ATPase subunit D. NCBI's taxonomy places the organism in Eukaryota, Metazoa, Arthropoda, Insecta, Lepidoptera, Papilionidae. Gene Ontology annotation, cellular component: proton-transporting V-type ATPase complex. Gene Ontology annotation, molecular function: proton-transporting ATPase activity, rotational mechanism. The transcript is spliced from 6 exons. The record is from RefSeq and is a predicted model, not a curated record. The coding region runs from base 184 to 924 and encodes 246 amino acids.